Nyctereutes procyonoides (raccoon dog) is the source of this 4830-nucleotide messenger RNA. It is a transcript of the gene CDKL5, whose product is annotated as cyclin dependent kinase like 5. The transcript is spliced from 20 exons. The record is from RefSeq and is a predicted model, not a curated record. Gene Ontology annotation, cellular component: nucleus; dendrite cytoplasm. Gene Ontology annotation, biological process: positive regulation of axon extension; protein phosphorylation; regulation of dendrite development. Bases 232 to 3138 code for a protein of 968 amino acids. Gene Ontology annotation, molecular function: protein kinase activity; ATP binding. NCBI's taxonomy places the organism in Eukaryota, Metazoa, Chordata, Mammalia, Carnivora, Canidae.
GGAAAGGUAAAGCGGCGACGGCGGCCUCAGGAGCUGUGGGGUCCCCGGCUGGAGGUGGGGGACUCAGCGGGUGAAUCAUUUCAUACUUCACGUUUGAAUAAAUAUGUGAAAAUCCCUGUCAACCUGUGAGAAUUUCUUCUUUCGACAUUUUUGUUUUACUUCACAACUUUCUCAGAAGUUCUUUCUUGAUGCCAUGUUCUGUGGCUUGCAUCAAAAGAGGAGUUUGUCUUCAUGAAGAUUCCUAACAUUGGUAAUGUGAUGAAUAAAUUUGAGAUCCUUGGGGUUGUAGGUGAAGGAGCCUAUGGAGUUGUACUUAAAUGCAGACACAAGGAAACACAUGAAAUUGUGGCAAUCAAGAAAUUCAAGGACAGUGAAGAAAAUGAAGAAGUCAAGGAAACGACUUUACGAGAGCUUAAAAUGCUUCGUACUCUCAAGCAAGAAAACAUCGUGGAGCUGAAGGAAGCCUUUCGUCGGAGGGGGAAAUUGUACUUGGUGUUUGAGUAUGUUGAAAAAAAUAUGCUUGAAUUGCUGGAAGAAAUGCCAAAUGGGGUUCCACCUGAAAAAGUUAAAAGUUAUAUCUAUCAGCUAAUCAAAGCUAUUCACUGGUGCCAUAAGAAUGAUAUUGUCCAUAGAGAUAUAAAGCCAGAAAAUCUCUUAAUCAGCCACAAUGAUGUUUUGAAACUGUGUGAUUUUGGUUUUGCUCGGAAUCUAUCAGAAGGCAAUAAUGCUAAUUAUACAGAAUAUGUGGCCACCAGGUGGUAUCGGUCCCCAGAACUCUUACUUGGAGCUCCUUAUGGAAAGUCUGUAGAUAUGUGGUCAGUGGGCUGUAUUCUUGGGGAGCUUAGCGAUGGACAGCCUUUAUUUCCUGGAGAGAGCGAAAUCGACCAACUUUUUACUAUUCAGAAGGUGCUAGGACCACUUCCAUCUGAACAGAUGAAGCUCUUCUACAGUAAUCCUCGAUUCCAUGGGCUCCGGUUUCCAGCUGUUAACCAUCCUCAGACAUUGGAGAGAAGAUACCUUGGAAUUCUAAAUAGCGUCUUACUUGACUUAAUGAAGAAUUUACUGAAGUUGGACCCAGCUGACAGAUACUUGACAGAACAGUGUUUGAAUCACCCUACAUUUCAAACCCAGAGACUUUUGGAUCGCUCCCCUUCAAGGUCAGCAAAAAGAAAACCUUACCAUGUGGAAAGCAGCACUUUGUCUAAUAGAAACCAAGCCAGCAAAAGUACUGCUUUGCAGUCACACCACAGAUCCAACAGCAAGGACAUCCAGAACCUAAGUGUGGGUCUGCCUCGGGCUGACGAAGGUCUGCCUGCCAACGAAAGCUUCCUAAAUGGAAAUCUUGCUGGAGCUACUCUUAGUCCCAUGCACACCAAAACCUACCAAGCAAGCAGCCAACCUGGGUCUACCAGCAAAGAUCUAACCAACAAUAACAUACCGCAUCUUCUCAGCCCAAAAGAAGCCAAGUCAAAGACAGAGUUUGAUUUUAAUAUUGACCCAAAGCCUUCCGAAGGCCCAGGCACAAAGUACCUCAAGUCAAGCAGCAGAUCUCAGCAGAACCGGCACUCAUUUAUGGAAAGCUCUCAGAGCAAAGCCGGGACACUGCAGCCCACUGAGAAGCAGAGUCGGCAUAGCUACAUUGACACUAUUCCCCAGUCCUCUAGGAGUCCCUCUUACAGGACCAAGGCCAAAAGCCACGGGGCGUUGAGUGACUCCAAGUCUGUGAGCAACCUUUCUGAAGCCAGGGCCCAAAUUGCAGAACCCAAUACCAGUAGGUACUUCCCAUCCAGCUGCUUGGACUUGAACUCUCCUACCAGCCCAACCCCUACCAGGCACAGUGACACAAGAACUUUGCUCAGCCCCUCCGGGAGAAAUAAUCGAAGCGAGGGCACUCUUGACUCACGCCGAACCACAACCAGGCAUUCUAAAACGAUGGAGGAGUUGAAGCUGCCCGAGCACAUGGACAGCAGCCAUUCCCAUUCUCUGUCUGCACCUCAUGAAUCUUUUUCUUAUGGACUGGGCUAUACUAGCCCCUUCUCUUCCCAGCAGCGUCCACAUAGGCAUUCCAUGUAUGUGACCCGGGACAAAGUAAGAGCCAAAGGCUUAGACGGAAGCUUGAGCGUAGGGCAAGGAAUGGCGGCCAGGGCCAACAGCCUGCAGCUCCUAUCACCUCAGCCUGGAGAACAGCUCCCUCCAGAGAUGACUGUGGCUCGAUCUUCUGUUAAAGAAUCUUCCAGAGAGGGCACCUCUUCGUUCCAUGCAAGGCAGAAGUCUGAGGGUGGAGCAUAUCAUGACCCUCACUCUGAUGAUGGUGCCGCCCCCAAAGAAAAUCGGCACCUGUACAAUGACCCUGUUCCAAGGAGAGUUGGCAGUUUCUACCGAGUGCCAUCUCCUCGUCCAGACAAUUCUUUCCAUGAAAAUAAUGUAUCAACCAGAGUUUCUUCCCUACCAUCAGAGAGCAGUUCCGGAACUAACCACUCAAAAAGACAACCAGCAUUCGAUCCAUGGAAAAGUCCUGAAAACAUUAGUCAUUCCGAACAACUCAAGGAAAAGGAGAAACAAGGUUUUUUCAGGUCAAUGAAAAAGAAAAAGAAGAAAUCUCAAACAACAGAUUCCACCAACGGGGAGAAUCCAAGCAUCAAGAAAUCCCUCUUUCCUCUUUUUAAUUCAAAGAAUCAUUUAAAGCAUAGUUCUUCUUUGAAAAAGCUUCCUGUAGUCACUCCACCCAUGGUGCCCAAUUCUGACGGCCCCGAUCUUCUAACAUUACAGAAAGCCAUUCAUUCUGCUAGCACUCCGAGCAGCAGACCAAAGGAGUGGCGUCCUGAGAAGAUCUCUGAUCUACAGACCCAAAGCCAGCCGUUAAAAUCACUGCGCAAGCUGUUACAUCUCUCUUCAGCCUCAAAUCACCCGGCUUCCUCAGACCCCCGCUUCCAGCCCUUAACAGCUCAACAAGCCAAAAAUUCCUUCUCAGAAAUUCGGAUCCACCCCCUGAGCCAGGCCUCUGGCGGGAGCAGUAACAUCCGGCAGGAGCCCACACCGAAGGGCAGGCCAGCCCUCCAGCUGCCAGCUGUAUUCCCCGCCUGUGUCCGUGUGCCUGUCAUAGAGGACCUGACCUCUGGCUACUUCCGUUUUCUGUGACAAUCCAUGUUGUGAUAAAAGUUCAUUCAACUUUCCAGCAAGGGGCUCCGAUCAGGCAUCUGUUCUAACUGGAUUUAUUCGUGUAUCCUAAGACCUGAGGAUUUUUUUUUCUCCACCUGGAAUUUGAUAUGUUUGUAUUUGAGAGAAUACUGAGCAAGGAAAGCAUUUUUCCAGCUUCAAGUAUACAGGGGAUUAGAAAGAUGGUGGGUUGAAUAUAAUGCUGUUCUAAGCCCAAAACACCGGAGAAGAGAUUUGGGGCUUUUAGGAGGCUUCCCACUCACAGAGAAGGUGAAUGCAAUGUCCAAGAUUGUGUUAGUGUGAGUCCAUUCAAUUGGCUUGGCAUUUGAAAACAAAACGUAACUUGGGAAAAUGAGCUGCUAAUAGAGACUCAGCUGUGUCAGGGCCAGGACAGUUUUGGAUUCCUGGGUCUUGACAAACGGCCCUCAUCCGCUGGUUUCACCCCCUCUCUGCUCGGGCUUUCAUAUACCUCUCCUUUCCACUCCCCAUGUUAUCCACCCCUCCCAGGGAACGGCCUGAAAACUCAGGCUGAGCUAUAAAUGACAGAGGAGGCUUAGGCUGUGGUCCCUGAAAAGUCCCUGCUUUAUGCACUCCCCUCGGAAGGCCAGGCCCAUUCCUAGCCCCAUCCCUCCCAAGGCCAUUUCAGCCUCAGGAGUAGGCAUGGUUGUGUGUUCUAGGGCAAGGGGGAGAGGUUAAACAGUUGGGUCGUGAGAGACACAGCCACAUGGCCCUCCUUAGGACAUAGGGUCUGACCACUUCCUGCAAAGCAUGCAGUUAGCUAAUGGGCUUCCUCUGUGUAGCCAGUGAUAGCUCCUGGGCUAGCUGUUUUUAAAAUGUUAAGCUUGUUGAAAAAUGGUAGCCCUAGAUAGGGGGAAAUUCUGGUGAGCUCUGGUCAUUUGGCUUUCCUAAAUAUAGAGAACUGCUACUUACAUGUGCAGCCUGUCCCAUGUAUUCACCCAGAUAGUGACCACAGGCUGGAAAAAUUUGCUAGAAUAGAUCUGUAUGUAAUAAGAGCUCUGCAACCACCCCCUCCCUAUCCUUGUGUGCGUGGGGGUGAAAGCUCAGAGCAGAGGAAGCCCUCUUACCUGGGGGGAUUGGUUGUGCACAGCUCCCAGGAGACCAGGAACAGGCUCCCAACUGCUCUACUCAUCUCUGACAACCAGUCACCCAAAACCUUGCCCCCUGCAUGCCGGGUGCUCUAAAAGUCCUAAAAGGUCAUGAUUCACUGAAAACUUAAAAGGAGAAACCGUAAGCUUGCUCCCCAUUUGCAUUCAAAUCAAGGUUUUAUGAAACUCUGUGUUCCUAAAAAAAAGAAGAAAAAAAAAAACCUCUAUGUUCCUGUUUUUAGUGUGGUAAAGCAAAAGAGUUUUUAAAUUAUCUGGGCUCUUUUGUGUUCCCUGGGACCACACCUUUCACACUGUCAGACCAAAACCAAAAAGAAAAAGAGAGCAGCAAAAUUACCCCUGCUACUUAGGCUUUUAGAUGAAAACUAGUUUUAGGGACGUUUUCUUUGUUCUUAUUUUCUUUGGCAGUGAGUGGGAAAUACGCUCGUUUUCCUUUCUCUUUGAUUGAAAUGGGAAACUUGUUUUUUUAAAGAAAUUAUUUCUGCCAGGCUCUGCAUUGAAAAGAGCUUGUAAAAUACAGCUGCGUUUGUCACCCUGUUGGAACCCUGUC